AUGACGACUGUUGAAAGAGAAAGUUGGCUCGAGGAGCCGUCCGUAAGUGAAGAGGCCAUCACUAGACAAUCUGGAGCUGGAAACCCUUGUAACGAUCACAAUGAACCUGGAAAUCAUUCGGAAGGAUCCAUUGCUGAUUCCUCUCACAAUUCUGGUGACGAAUUUGAGGGAGACCUCUGUCGCCAUUGCCAGGUUCUUAUUGUCGAUGACCGGGAUUUUCUUUUCCCAGCAGAGACAAUGGACGGACACACGACAACCAUAUUUCCAACGAGAGACAGCACGCAAUUGUCUGAACAACUUGAUUCUGAGGCAUCGAACGUAUCGGAAAAAGCACCUUCAGAGAAACCGUAUCAUCUCGACACUUCCAUACUACGGCAGCAUCAACUGCUCGGUUCCCCUGAGUUCGAGCCAAUGGAAGAAAACUCCGUUACUGGAGACAUAAAUCUGUACCCAUUUGAAGACUCUGCUACGGAUACCACAGCGUCUUCAGCACCCACAGAGCAAUCAAACCGGGCUAGUAAUAGCUCUUCCAAUUCUGAGAACCUAAAGUUACAAAGCUAUCUCUUGAGCCGCCGCUCAGGAUCUGAGGAGAUUCGAAAUCUAUCGCUGCCCUAUAAGCGAAUUGAUGAAUGGCCCGGCCUGCCGUGUCUUUCUCGAUCCUCACACAACGGUUGCAAAUUCUGUAAAAUACUGUUACUUGCAAUCCUUAAAGAGAUACAGGGCCCAGAAGGCGGAGAGGGAGAACACCAUGAUUGCAAAAGAAUCAAAAUAGACAACCUUAAAUACAGGUGGUCUUCGAAAUGGGGGCUUUCACUCAUAAAGGUAAACGUAGCAUUUAUGCAAGAACAAUCUGACGUCAAUAUCAACAAACAACUUCUGUUUACAGUCGAAUGUGAAGCAGGUAACUUAACUUGA
Aplosporella prunicola CBS 121167 is the source of this 915-nucleotide messenger RNA. RefSeq lists its product as uncharacterized. The coding region runs from base 1 to 915 and encodes 304 amino acids. The transcript has a single exon. Lineage: Eukaryota; Fungi; Ascomycota; Dothideomycetes; Botryosphaeriales; Aplosporellaceae. The record is from RefSeq and is a predicted model, not a curated record.